This is a messenger RNA of Heteronotia binoei (common prickly gecko), 2344 nucleotides long. RefSeq names its product apolipoprotein O like (gene APOOL). NCBI's taxonomy places the organism in Eukaryota, Metazoa, Chordata, Lepidosauria, Squamata, Gekkonidae. The transcript has 9 exons. Gene Ontology annotation, biological process: cristae formation. Bases 114 to 980 code for a protein of 288 amino acids. The record is from RefSeq and is a predicted model, not a curated record. Gene Ontology annotation, cellular component: MICOS complex.
GCCAAUCCUCGCGCCCUUCUCUUUCCUCCGCCUCCUGUUCUGAGGUGUCGCGCAGGCGCGGCCGAGGCGGCGCGGGUGGGGGCGAUUCCUUCAGAGGAUGUGGCGGGGCCAAGAUGGCGGCCAAGAUGGCAAAAUGGGCAGCCGUCCCCGCCGCUUUGGCAUGUGCUUCUGUUAACGUGUAUGCUGUAGCAAAGGAGGAGCCGAAAUCCCAGCCAGUUAAAGCCCAUCAGCUUUCUGUUUAUAAUGCACCCCCUCUGAAAUCAAGGUAUGUUGAUGAACAGCCUGGCCGCUUGCAAACUGGGAUUUCUUCUGUACGGACAUCAACAAGUUACUAUAUUAAUGGAUGCAAGAAUGCUUAUUUCUUCGUAAAAAAUGGAGUAAUAUCUUCUAUACAGUUUGGAAAAGAUGCAUAUGUUUAUCUGAAGAAUCCCCCUCCAGAAUUUCUUCCAAAAGUUGGUGCAGUUACACUCUCAGGACUGACUGGGCUAGUCCUGGCCAGGAAAGGAUCCAGAUUUAAGAAAAUUGCUUAUCCUGUGGGGCUCUGCACAUUGUGCAUAUCUCUUUGCUACCCGGCUCAGUCAGUAAUUGUUGCAAAGGUAACGGGUAAAAAGCUUUAUUCUGCAAGCCACAAAACCUAUGAAGCAAUAGGAUCGCUCUGGACCAAACGUUCCACUGCAGAAGUUCCCCUCGUCCUGGAUAAAGUUGCUGAGGAAGCUUCGGUCUCUAGAACAGAUCAUAGCAUCUCAGAACCUUGCACGGCAGCUUCGGAAUCAGAGGAAAAGGCAAAAGCACAUGAGACACAAUUUCAUGCAGGGAAAACUGUUUUUGAGUCAAAUUCAGUGCCUUCAGCAGCUGAAGUAAAGGUGCCAGUUGUCAUAUCAGAUGUGUUGAAGGUACCAAAGUUUAAACAUGAUCCCAGCCUCAUGGACCACGGCCAGUCCAACCCAGAAGAUGUAGACAUGUACAGCACCAGAAGCUAACACACCAGACUGUCCUGUCUUCGGGAUAUGACAACGACGGGACAUUAAACUGGAAGCAUAAAGCAAAUUUGCAAGUGUACUUUAUGUGGUGGUAUUGGAUCAGGUAUUUUCUUAACCAUCCCUGUAUAGCUAAUUUACUUGUCCUUCGUUGCCACUGUAUAAAUUUUUUACCACUUCUUGCUACCCAAAAAAAUAUUUUCUGAUUUCUGGAACGUACUCUCUUGAUACACAGAGCAAGACCAUUUUUAUAGGUAUCGGGAGUGCUUCAGAUGAGAUUGUUGUCAUGCUGGCAGUUAAUGUAAAUGCAAAAUAGAUUGCUCUGCUGCUUCUGCUCAGAUCCAUGUAGUAAAAGAGAAGUAUUUAAACACUCUUUUUUCUCUCUCUCUGUCUCCUGCUUCAUCUGAUUUCUUAUCCGGGGGUGUUGUACGUAAAUGAUCAUGUUCUGCAACCAUGCUGGCUUUUAACAUUUUGCUUAACAGUAGGAGAGAAGGGGGAAGAAAACGCAGCUCUUAUUAAUGGUAGUUUACGGAUAAUGGUUGCAUUACAUUAUAAAUGGCAUUUCCAAUAUGAUGCUAAUUUUAGAGGGCUUGCAUACGAGAGUGGUUUUACAAUUUACAGGAAAAAGCAUUUGCUUUUUGUAUUUAAUCACAUAACGGGCAAAGGAGCAUUGCCUCUCUAGGGAUGCCUGAGCUGUCCCCACAACUCUCUAAUGAGUGGAUCUAGCUCAAGCCAUGGGUUUAGGGUGACUGCUUAAGAUGGGUUUCUGCUGCAUUGUGGGUAAAAAAACCCCAAGAACAUGGGAUUUGUAGUUCUUUUGCAGGAGAUGCUGGUGUCCACUUCUACUGACUUAGCUAGCACCAAUAAGAAAUGGCUUUGAGAUGCAGGGAGGGAUCUGAAUGCAGAAUUAAACUAGCCAUGUGUGGUUGUAUAUAUUCAGGGCUUUUUUUGUUAGCAGGAAUUCCUUUGCAUAUUAGGCCAUACCCCUGAUGUAGCCAAUCGUCCAAGAACUUACAGAGCUCUUUUUACAGGGCCUACUGUAAGCUCUUAGAGGAUUGGCUACAUCAGUGGUGUGUGGCCUAAUAUGCAAAGGAGUUCCUGCUACAAAAAAAGCCCUGUAUAUUAUUGUGAGCUUGGGAGCACAGGUUGUGUUGAUGCUACAUGCCAUCUGAAACCCCCCUCCCUCUUUAUCUAGCUAUCGUCCAAAGCAUGCAGAGGUAGGAAGGAGCAGCCAAUAGAACUCCCUCGUUUUGCUGAGAACUCCCUCUCAGAGAACCAUUUUGGCUUUCAUAUUGGAUUGUAUGUUCUGUUAUUGGGACCCAGUUUGUAUUUGAAAAAGCAGAAUUAAAAAAAUUUCAGUGAAGAAA